AUGGGGGGAGUAAGUGAAGGAGAUGAUGUGUUGGCUCGAUGGAGUGAUGGACUACUGUACCUCGGCAAUGUGAAAAGAGUAGAUGGAGUCAAGCAAUGUUGUCUGGUGAGAUUUGAGGACAACUCGGAGUUCUGGGUACUGAGAAAGGACAUUCACUCGUUUGCUGCUGGAGUGGAAGAAGUUUGCUGUAUUUGUGACGCUCCGCCUCUUAAAGAACCCCUCAUAAAUUGUCUUAAAUGUCGCCACGGUUAUCAUCCAGAGUGCCACACGCCAACCAUUGAACCGGAAGCUGACAGCGAUUCGUGGAUAUGUCGGCAAUGUGUCUUUGCAGUUGCAACCAAGAGAGGCGGGGCCCUCAAACGGGGACGCUUCGCCCGGCUCAUGCAGUUUAUGAAACUCCGACUCCCUUACCAGCUGUCGUCUUUAGACUGGGACCCGCAGCAUCUGACCAAUCAGCAACAGUGUUACUGCUACUGUGCCGGACCUGGAGAGUGGAACCUAAAGAUGUUACAGUGUGGAAGCUGCGGUCAGUGGUUUCACGAGGCCUGCACACAGUGUCUAACCAAGCCAUUACUGUAUGGGGACAGGUUUUAUCAGUUCCAGUGCUCUGUAUGUACGAAGGGACCAGAGACCAUCCAAAGACUACCCAUGACCUGGGUGGAUUUGGCUCAUUUAGUGCUCUACCAUCUCUCGCUGUGCUGCAAGAGGAAAUACUUUGAUUUUGACCAUGAAAUCCUGUCCUUCACCAAUGAGAAUUGGGACUCGUUGCUCCUAGGCGCGCUCUCUGACACGCCAAAGCAGGACCGCUGUCACAAUCUCCUCAAUGCUCUGAACUCCCACAAGGACAGGUUUGUCUCUGGAAAGGAGAUCAAGAAGAAGAAGUGUCUUUUCGGGCUUCAGGUACGAGCCCCGCCUCCGCUGACGUCCGAUUCGUCUCCCCUCAUCACCGACCCACCUAUCAACAUCACACACCGGAGAAGCCCGCUGUCACUACCCUGCCAGAGGAGAGUGGGGGGGCCUGAGUCACGUAAAUCAAAGCGUCGCAUCAUAGAGACACAGGCUUGUCCACCUCCAGUUGCUGCCAACCCCAUUGAGCUGCUGCCAUGUUGCCAUGGUUACAUGGGAGGGGCCAGCCUUUACAACUCCAGGAAGUCAGAGGAGGAGCUUAAUUUGAGCUCUCCUCCCAAACGGAUGUACGCCCUGUACCACAGCACUUACAAUGGAAAUACCGCGCUCUCCAGGAAUCUCCAUCACUACAACAGCGUGGAGGACACCUGCAGGUUACCACCGCCGUGCUUCCCGUACCCCCUCAAUUCCAAUGGCAACCAUCACCACCACCACCUCCACCAGCACCAUCACAGCCACCAACACAACCACCAGCACCAGCACCAACACCAGCCGGGCCAGAAGCAGCUGGAGCCCGUCAUCCUACGUGAUCUGCCCCCUUACCAGGCCGGCAUGGGCGGAGGGGGUGGCGUAGGUGGUGGAGGAGGAGGCGGAGGAGGCGGAGGUGGAGGUGGAGGAGGAGGAGGAGGCGGAGGUGGAGGUGGCAGCGGGACAGUGGCCAGGAGCUGGGGUGGAGGGGAGGCAGUGAGGAUCUUGGCGAGACGUGUCACACCAGACGGGAAGGUUCAGUACCUUGUGGAGUGGGAGAACGUGAGUUUGUACUGAGACGAAGAGCAAACACGAGACGCACUGACUGUUUUGCAGUUGCCACAGGAAUACUGUGUAUGUAAUAUGUGGCAGUGUUUAAAGUACAAACAAAACAAAAAGGAAAAAAAAAAUCUCUACACGUUGCAAAAUCCAGGUUGCUCUGAUAGUAUCACCUCUAUUCAUUAUAACCUCACUACUCGUUACUAAAUGUCCCUCUUUGCUAGUGUUUCUCUGAUAUUUGUACUGUUAACUUUGGAAUAUGCCUUUGCAUUUAUCAUGUUUUACAGCGAUGAGAGAAAGUAUUUAAACCUCCUGAUGAUUUGUGUUGGCCACAUCCAGAGCAUGUCUUUAAGUGUACUCACAUAUUGAUACACAG
Messenger RNA from Seriola dumerili (greater amberjack), 2029 nucleotides. RefSeq names its product PHD finger protein 1-like (gene phf1). Gene Ontology annotation, cellular component: nucleus. NCBI's taxonomy places the organism in Eukaryota, Metazoa, Chordata, Actinopteri, Carangiformes, Carangidae. The record is from RefSeq and is a predicted model, not a curated record. Gene Ontology annotation, molecular function: DNA binding; chromatin binding. Gene Ontology annotation, biological process: regulation of DNA-templated transcription; chromatin organization. Bases 1 to 1671 code for a protein of 556 amino acids. The transcript has 15 exons.